UGUCCGCACUGUGGACUCGGGUCAGUGCUUUUCGGCCUCGUGCGGACUUAACUGUCUCUCUGCUGAAAUGGGUCUGCUUUUGAUUAUAACGUAACCUGAUCAGCAUCCGAGCCCGGGAAAACAAUCCACUAUAGAUCUUUGACUAAGGAGCAACAUGGACGGGGCGGACGUGAGCCAGCUGUCCGACGAGGAGCUGCUGAUGCUGGGGAAGGAGGAGCUGGUGCGCCGGCUGCGGAGGCUGGAGAGCCGCCACAUGGAGCUGAUGCUGGAGCACGGGCACAUGAUGAAGGACGUGAACCGCAGCCUGCAGGUCCAUCUGCACGAGGUCCGCAGCCUCAAGGAGGUCAACCAGAAGCUCCAGGACGAUAACCAGGAGCUGCGCGAGCUCUGCUGCUUUCUGGACGAUGACCGGCAGAAGGGCAAGCGCGUGUCCCGGGAGUGGCAGCGGUUCGGCCGCUACACCGCCAGCGUGCUGUGGAAGGACGUGGGGCUGUACCAGCAGAAGCUGCGCGAACUGGAGCUCGGCCAGGAGGCGCUGCGGGCGGAGAACUCGGAGCUGAAGGAGAUCGUCCUGAUGCUGGACGAGGAGCGCAGCGGCGCCGGCUCCCGCAGCUCCAUCGACAGCCAGUCCAGCCUCAACAACCUCAACGGCUCCGGGGGCAUCCGGGACGUGGGCGACGGCAGCAGCACCUCGAGCACGGGCAGCGCGGGGAGCCCCGACCACCACAAAACAGAGGCCAAGAUGGCAUCACUCCGGAGGUCCAUGGACGACCUGUCCAGAGGAGCAGGGCUCAGCGAUGCGUCCAUAAACUACAUCCGACAGCUGGAGAACAGGAUGAGAAUGCUGGAAGAUGAGAACAGGCAGCUCAUAUCACAGGUGAAUGGAGGCGACGUGAAGACCCUGAGGAAAGGCCUGUCUCUGUACCACUCCGAGAGCCAGCUGUCCAACUUCCAAGAAGGAGUCCAUAAUGGAGCAGCCAGGACCCCCAGCGGAGAACCGUCCCCCACAGGAGUCUACCUCUCCCCUGGACUCUCCCCCGGACUCUCCCCCGGACUCUCCCCAGGACUCUCCCCCGGACUCUCCCCUGGACAGAAACCAGAAGCUGUGGUCCAUGCCAUGAAGGUGCUGGAGGUGCAUGAAAAACUGGACAGAACAAACACACAGGAAUAUGAAGAGGACCUGAGCGAGAAAGAGAAGGCCAUCGUCAGAGAGAUGUGCAAUGUCGUGUGGCGAAAACUUGGAGACGCCGCAGGUUCGAAGCCCUCAGUGAGACAGCAGCUUUCAGGAAACCAGUACAAAGCUCCUUUAUAGUGCUCCAGGACCCAAUGGACCAGUGACCUACCUGCACUGCAAGAAC
Molecule: messenger RNA, 1358 nt
Organism: Boleophthalmus pectinirostris (great blue-spotted mudskipper)
Lineage: Eukaryota; Metazoa; Chordata; Actinopteri; Gobiiformes; Gobiidae
Gene: ccdc85ca
Product: coiled-coil domain containing 85C, a
Exons: 6
Coding region: 155-1312 (385 amino acids)
Cellular component (GO): apical junction complex
Source: RefSeq, a predicted model, not a curated record